AUGGUUUAUUAUUGCAACGGCUACACAAGUUACUACCCAUGUCGCAAUAGAGGUCUCGGCUACGGCGCACGGGCCGGUAUCGGUGUUGCCAUUGCCGUCGCAAUCAUUGCUCUGAUCAUCAUCCUCUCUUUGAUUGCUCGUCGUCGCAGAAGAAGGUUCACUCAGCAGCCCGCCACUAUCCCAAUGUACCAGAACAACCAGCCUCAAGCGACCAACUACCAGCAGGGAUAUAAUAGCGGCUACGGCGGCGCACAACCAAGUCCUUACGGUCAGUCACCAUAUGGACAGACAGGCGCGGGUCAGCCUUAUGCCCCACCCACCGGUGCUCCACCUCGAAACAACGACGAUGAAGCGCUCUACGCUCCCCCUCCUGGCCCUCCCCCUCCGGCGUACGUGCCUAGGGAUAACGAGAGGAAGGGUGCUGAGACUAGUGUCUAA
Ustilago hordei is the source of this 438-nucleotide messenger RNA. RefSeq lists its product as uncharacterized. The coding region runs from base 1 to 438 and encodes 145 amino acids. NCBI's taxonomy places the organism in Eukaryota, Fungi, Basidiomycota, Ustilaginomycetes, Ustilaginales, Ustilaginaceae. The transcript has a single exon. The record is from RefSeq and is a predicted model, not a curated record.